CUUAGAAAAAUUGCAGAGACUAUAGAGAGGAUUUUUUUUCUCUAUAGAAACUGGAGAGAGGGUGAUAGUGCUCUUAAAGUCGCCACUAAAUGAUCAUUGAUUUCAGUGUGUUGCACCUAAGAAAAUAAAAGUGACAUAAUUCUCUAGUGGGAGCUGUUUGCACGUCUUGUCCCAUCUUUGCCCUUCCCAAUCACAAAGCAUCUCACUCCCACAAGUCCAUAAGAACUCGGGAACAGAAGACAAGAACCACUCAAGCCACCCCAAUAAAAUGUCCAAACCCACACUCUGCCUUCUAGCUCUCCUUUUCCUUCAUACCCAUUUCACAAUUUGCAAUGGGAUUUCAGUUUCAGGCCUCACUUCACUGGAAAACACUGAGAUUGAUGUCAUGGUGAGGAGGGGUUGCACCAUGAAGAUUGGAGACGGCUCUGAAGAGCCAGAGAUGGAGUCAGAGAUCAGCAGGAGAGUUCUUGAGAUGCAAAAGAAGUAUAUAAGCUAUGAGACACUGAAGAGGGACAUGGUUCCAUGUACAAAACCAGGUGCAUCUUACUAUGAUUGUCAUGCUGCAGAGGCCAAUCCUUACAGCAGAGGUUGUGAGGUCAUUACAAGGUGUAGAGGGCAUUAACAAUUUGAGAACAAACUAGUUAAAUUUGACAUCAACUUUGUGGACUUACUUGGUAAUGUGCCAUUACAUUUCUAGAUUUGGUGUCUUAAUUGGGGAUUUAUUGUGUGGAAUUUGUAUAUUUAAGACUCUUAUUUUGAUUUCCUAUAUGCACCGGUAUAAGCUCAAUUUUUGGGAAGAUCUGCGUUGUCCUUUGCAGAUUAUUUAAAUAAAUGAUUGAUACUUCUUAGAGGAA
Hevea brasiliensis (rubber tree) is the source of this 854-nucleotide messenger RNA. RefSeq names its product protein RALF-like 24. Bases 269 to 622 code for a protein of 117 amino acids. NCBI's taxonomy places the organism in Eukaryota, Viridiplantae, Streptophyta, Magnoliopsida, Malpighiales, Euphorbiaceae. The transcript has a single exon. The record is from RefSeq and is a predicted model, not a curated record.